ACACACCUCAUGAAUUGAUGAAUAUUCAUCAGUUCCAAAUCCGUGUCUGACUCAAAUUCCUGUUAGUGUUACCAAACAAAACCUCGUAAGUUCGAUGUUGACAGGAUCUCCAGGCCAACUGAAUGGAUUCUCAACAAAAUUCCUUACCUUCGGCACUGACGCGUUUGAGUGAAAUCCAGGAGCGCAUCAAUGAAGUCCGUCUACAGAAUGAAUUGACAUGUCAUGACAUCGCACAGCUGCUCAAUAAACCAUGGCCUGGAAAGAUGUCUCCAGCUUCAGCUGGUCUUACAAGAACUCAAGACGGCGGUAGAGAUUCAGCAAGUACUCCUGAGAAGUUGAACAAAGAUGAUGUGUUUUCCUUUGAAGAGCAGUCAAUGUUGGCAGAAGUAGACAGUGUGCUGUCUCAAGCCCAGAAACUGAGGAAUUUUCAGAGCAAGGUAAAAAGCAAACAAACCAGCCAUAAUCUUGGCAGAGCUUCAGCAGUAUCAGCAAAUGCUCCUAACCAUGUGGAAACGUCCAAGCCUAUCAAGGUUGCGGAACCCUCGUUAACAUCAGAUCAGCAGAAAAAUGAAGAGAUUCUGGGUGAACCUAUAAAUAGAAAUACCAAUAACUCUGAAGCAGAAGCUUCUGAUAUAGCAGUCAUUUCUGCGAAGGACCUUGAUAGGCUGCUGAAGAAAGAUCCACCAAUAAGGAAGGAGCAAAUAUCAAGAAUGACCCAUCCAACAUCAGGAUCAAGUAAACUGUCCAACCCACCCAAAUCUAAGAAAUCAACUUCAGUUGCAGCAGGUGUUCCUAGACCUGCAUCGAGGAAAGGUGUGCCACUCCGGACAUCCUCUGCAGAAAUUGGGAGACAUGUGUCAAAGCCAGCAACUCGGUAUGGGGACACCCAGAGCAGGUAUAUGCAGUCAGCUAAAGCAAAGACAUCGCAUAAGAAUGACUCGAAGAAGCCAACUAAGCCAAGUAGUCAAUUAAGUGGAAACCAAUCCAACGUUAGGCAGAGCUCCUCACAAGGACAGAUAAAGUUAGCUUCAGCAACAAAGAGAUUGCCUGAUGAAGUCUCUAAUGUUUCAUCAGGGAAAGGCAAUGCUCAGGUUGAAGAGGCAAUUAGAACUCAGAGAACUCCUGACGGUGAUGUUAUUGAGAAGGUAACCCAUUCUGUGGCACAUCUGAAGGUGUCUCAAGGACUGAAAGGAAGAUCUGACAAUACUUACCAGGAAACAGAAUCCAUAUCUUCAACAAAAGCCAAUCCUACUCCUCAAUCAAAGACGAUUCCAUUUAUACUGCAGAGGGAUGGAUCCAGCCUUACAGUGCCAUCUAAGUUGAAGAAACAUUACCAGAACACCACGAAGCUCAGAGACAAAUUGACCUCUCUGGUCCAUGAGGAUGCCCGAAGCCAUUCUGAUCAAUACCUCAGUCUCUGUGGUGAUAAUUCUUUAUCCUUCUCACAUCUUGAUGGUGAGCUACAGAGACUGGUCGGAGAGUUCCGACACUUGAUUGAACUCACAAGGAAUGUAAGAAAGCAACUCAAGGCAAUACAUGGUAAAACUCACUGGGAGGAUGUGUACUAUCUCAGUUCAAUGUCAGAGGUUAUACGUCAGAGACAAGAUGAGAUCACUACGCAAUUUAGUGAGCUAAAAGAAUGUUUUAAUGAUGACCAUGAUGACAGGGUUUUAAGCAGUCACAAGAAAACGGAGGGAUUCCCUUUCCUUUGGCAUCAAGGGAUUUCCUUCAAAGGUGAAUGCCUUUCCAUACCAGAAGGUCAUAUUCUGCAGUACUCAUCUCGAGCAGAGCUGUUGACAUGGAAUCGACUUGUGUAUCAGAUACAACUUGUUCAACAAGAAAAGAUUAUUCAAGAGGUUGCAGGAAGUGCAAUAUUGGAGCUUCUCUCAAGCAUUGACAGUUCGGAUCACUCCUAUCCAACUCUGUAUCGCAUUGCUCACGGUGUGGUAUUCAACUCGGGGUCAGUCUAUCCAUCUAUGAUAUCAGACGAAGAGAGAGGUAUAACACCUUGCCAGGAGUGCUAAUCAAAUGGGGAGCAUUUCAUGAAACCGAACAGUCAGCGAUUUCCACAGGCAGUUGUUAAAAGCUACUGAAAUCCUUGCAUCUCAUUGGCUGAGAGCGAAUUAGUCGGUGAAAAUCCCUGACCAAACUUUUCACGAAAUGCUCUCCUUAAACUAUAUUUUAAAUUUCAAUUAAAUGCUAAUAAAUCAUCUCCAAAGAUCACUCUUUCAGUUUCUUAAUUUGAACAUUCAAGAAGAUGAAAUAGAUGCAGCAGAAAUUAAAUUAUAUUUCAAGUGCCUAUUUCCAGACAGAGUACUGUUAGUGCAUGCCUCAAUUCAAUUUAACUAUCAAAUUUAACUUAACUUUAAAUUAAUAUUCAAUCAAAUGGUGUUGAAAAAUUAUGCCUGAAACAAUAAGCAUAUAUAUAAACAUUCAUCUUUUAACCAGUUACUUAGAAAUAAUUACCUAAAAAUAGGCAUGUUGCAUAUUUUUAUUGUAACAUUCAGAGAUGACAGUAAUACAGAAGAAAGUUAAAAUAGAUUGAAAAGCACUAUUCCCACACAAGACACAAUAAUCCUUUCUAUCAGAUAGCAUAAUAAGGUGGUAUUUCAUAAAAUUGUUUGUAAUAAUAGCAAUAAAAAUAAUAAUAUGCAACAUUUAUGUAGCUCUGAACUCAAGUACUUUAUACUAAUACCCUGGCUUAAAGAGAAAUGCCAGUAGUUGCAGUAAACACUGAUUUCAUGAGAAAGUCUGUAAAACCAGGCUUAAAGGGGAAUCCAACCCAAAUAAAAACUUGUUUUUAUAAGAAAAAGAAAAAUCAGACAAGUUGAUAGGUGAAAGUUUGAACAAUAUUGGACAAACAACAAGAAAGUUAUGAAUUUUUAAAAGUUGGAAAUAUUGGUAAUCACUAUACCCAUGGAGACUUCAAAUUGGCCGCAUAUGGGAUGUCAUAGUGAUGUAAGGCAAGGACUACUCUUCCAUGUACUCCAAUACAUAUUAUUGGUAAAAUGUCAUUUUCCCAAAAAGUUUUAUGUCAAAUUAUAUUUUUCUUUCAUGAGGACAUAAAACAAUAUACUACCUGGAUUAUAAUUAGAUUACUGCCCCAGGGGAAUGGGUACUUAGGAGAAAACCACAAAUCCCUGAUAAUAAAGUACUUGGCUUAUGGGAAAGUUGUCCUUGCCCCUUGUCAUAAUUUACUUACCCAGUUGCCAAUUUGAAAUCUACAUACUAUUAGUGAUCUCAAUUUUAAAGCAGCUAUAACUUUCUAAUUGCUUGUCCGAUUUCUUUCAAACUUUCACCAUUCUGUUUGAUUUAUUUUUCUCCUUCCCAACACAACAUUUUAUUGCCAAGGCUGGAUUCCCCUUUAAUUGUCAGUAUAUCAUCGAGGAUCUAGAUCUGGUACAGUUACAUAAACUGAACUUUGUGAAAUCUUGAAAUCUACGCUGAGAAAUGUUCACACUGAAGAUCACCAACACAGAUAGGCACACGUGGGACAGUGUAUUAUUAUUGCUGGAAUAAAGACCCGACGGAAGUGACCGAAUCCGCGCUUAUUUUGCUUAUUUCUCAGCAAUUACACAAUUUCUUCCAGAAUCCUUUGGCACAUAUUUUUUAUUCAUACCAACAGACACUUGGGUGGUCAUUAUAUUAGAUUCUGUAAAAAGUCAUUUUGAGAUCGUUACCAGAACUGGAAUUUAUCUUUAAGCACCGGCAUGGCUACACUGAUUAGCCGCUUGAACACUGGGUACCCAUUUACUAUGUCUGUGUGGAUAUUGGUGAAUGUAGAUGAAUGCCUUGCCAAAGGAUGCAAAAGCUGUGUUGGUACUGGAUCCCCCAACUCAUGCACCACUUUAUCAACUGGAACAUGUAUCCAUCUAGUCAUUUAUUGAAAAAUUCUAUGUUUGGGUUGGAUUCCCCUUUAAACAGGUUAAUUAUCAGAAUGUAAUAUCUGUGUGGAUAUGUCUGUGUGGAUAUUGGUGAAUGUAGAUAAAUGCCUUGCCAGAGGAUGCAAAAGCUGUGUUGGUACUGGAUCCCCCAACUCAUGCACCACUUUAUCAACUGGAACAUGUAUCCAUCUAGUCAUUUAUUGAAAGAUUUUCUGUUUGGGUUGGAUUCCCCUUUAAACAGGUUAAUUCUCAGAAUGUAAUAUCUGCAGAGUUGUAAGAUAAUGUAUAUCUUCUGACUAUUGAAAUGCAUAUAUUUUUUUUUUUUAUAUGCCUUGUAAUAAACAAGAUCAAGGCCACCACAGUGCAAUUGUUCUUGGUUUACCAAUGACCUCAUCGAUUUAAAGGCUUUGCUAAUCUGUUGUGAUGGUAUAUUGAUCCAGGGUAGUCGUCGCUUGACGGUUUCAUUUCCUCUUGGAGUGUGAAGUAGGGCAGUGCUCAGAUAAUAGGGGUGUUUACACUCACGUAAAUCAUUGUUUUAUUUACUAAAGAUAUUCUUUAGUGUAGAGUUGAUUUCAUUUUAUCUUGGAGUGUGAAGUAAGCAGUGCUCAGAUAAUAAGUGUGUUCACAUUACUUUUAAAUAAUUGAUUUUCUAAUGUAUAUACAGUAUUCUGUGUUGGGGUGAUUUUAUUUCCUUUUGGGGUGUAAAGUAGGGCAGGGCUCAGAUAAUAGGGGUGUUUACACUCACGUAAAUCAUUGUUUUAUUCACUAAAGAUAUUCUUUAGUGUAGAGUUGAUUUCAUUUUAUCUUGGAGUGUGAAGUAAGCAGUGCUCAGAUAAUAAGUGUGUUCACAUUACUUUUAAAUCAUUGAUUUUCUAAUGUAUAUACAGUAUUCUGUGUUGGGGUGAUUUUAUUUCCUUUUGGGGUGUAAAGUAGGGCAGGGCUCAGAAAAUAGGGGUGUUCACAAUUAAGUAAAAUAUUGAUUUAUUUUAAAGACAUUCUUUAGUGUUGAGAUUAUUUCAUUCCUCUUGGAGUGUGAAGUAGUCAGUGCUCAGAAAAUAAGUGUGUUAACACUCCAGUAAAAUAUAUAAAUUGAUUUACUAAAGAUAUUCAUGUGCUUAGAACAUAUUAAUCAGUGAAAAUCACUGACAAAAUGCCUCAUGAAACCGUCCCCAGGCUACUCUCAUUGCUCCCUUAUUUCAACACUUAAGAAAUAACUUGUGCAAUACAUCCAGACUGGGCAAUGGCAGAGGCACCAAUUUUGGUUGCACUGUUGAGAAUCAUUCUAGUUUCCUUUGAUAUAUUAGGUACAACGAUUAGAUUAUUUGAAUAUGGGUAUGGUCUAAGAAAAUCAACACCAAAUGAAUAUGAUGAGUGUGGGUUACAUGCAUGUUUUGGCCCAAUGCUUGAAAAUAAAAUCUGUUUAUUUUCUUUUUUCUUACCAUGUGGUAGUAACGAAAAUGAUGCAUAUACAAAUUCCCUUCAACUCACGAAGGCAUGAUAUUAAAAAAAAACAGUUGAGAAUCAUUCUAGUUCCGUUGAUAUAUUAGGUAUGAUUAGAUUAUUUGAAUAUGGGUAUGGUCUAAGAAAAUCAACACCAAAUGAAUAUGAUGAGUGUGGGUUACAUGCAUGUUUUGGCCCACUGCUUGAAAAUAAAAUCUGUUUACUUUCUUUUUUCUAACCAUGUGGUAGUAACAAAAAAUACAUAUACGAAUUCCCUUCAACUCACGAAGGCAUGAUAUUAAAAAAAAACAGUUGAGAAUCGUUCUAGUUCCGUUGAUAUAUUAGGUAUGAUUAGAUUAUUUGAAUAUGGGUAUGGUCUGAGAAAAUUAACUCCAAAUGAAUAUGAUGAGUGUGGUUUAAAUGCAUGUUUUGGCCCACUGCUUGAAAAUAAAAUUUGUUUACUUUCUUUUUCUUACCAUGUGGUUGUAAAAAAAAUACAUAUACGAAUUCCCUUCAACUCGCGAAGGCAUGAUAUAAAAAACAAAAACAAAAAACAAAUGCAUUUAACAGACAGAAGAAUCCAUCUCCCAUUUGAAGAACUGGUCUUAUGAAAUUUAGUCUUUGGCUUUCCUGUGUGAGGAAAUGAACUUCUUGAUACAUGACCUUGUUAUAAAUGUACCUCACUUUCGUGACACAUCAAGUUAUGAUCUGUUUGGUUUUAAAUUUGGAAUGUUUUUAUUUCUCAUCCGAUACUGUAUUUAAAAGUGCACCUCACACUCAACCCCCCCCCCCCCCCCACCUUUAACAGGUUACAACAUGCUCCACAUUUGAUCUUU
This is a messenger RNA of Lytechinus pictus (painted urchin), 6160 nucleotides long. RefSeq lists its product as uncharacterized. The record is from RefSeq and is a predicted model, not a curated record. The coding region runs from base 123 to 2024 and encodes 633 amino acids. The transcript has 9 exons. Lineage: Eukaryota; Metazoa; Echinodermata; Echinoidea; Temnopleuroida; Toxopneustidae.